UUUAUAAGUCUGCACCCGUUUAUGACUCAAGCUUUAUUAAGUGGCGGCACUGUCUGAUUGUUUUCACAGACUUCCUCUAAGCUUUGGCACCGGACCACAUUCUUGGAUCGGUCAACGUUCACGUCAAACCGGUGGGUCUGUCUUUAAAAAGGGGCCCAGGACCUCUCUAACAGUUCACAAGAACGCUGCUGCGGGGUAACGCGCAAACACAGGCUCGACUUGACAGCCUCUCAAGACUCGAUUUUUGCGGGUAAGUGACUAAUGCUUAUUUCUAAACAUGUAUAACUGCACAGAUAUUACUCUUCCAUGACAUCUCAUCCAUCUGCAUGUGUGUAAUGCUUCAUUCUGUGGUUACUGCAGUCUGGAGGAGUAGUCUUCAGAGUCACGGUACUUCCGAUACAGUAAAGUGGUUGUGAAUGUGUGCGUCUGCAUGUCCUACUCAGUUUACCCCAGACUCCCUUGCUUGUAACUUCAUCGGUGUUUAUGUGAUCAGGGUGUAAAUCCUGCAGAGGGAGAGGCAUUUGACACUGGUACUGGGUUAGACGGAUCGUGACAAGAAUUUAGGACGAUUUUCGAAGAUUUUACAGUUUCGUUGUUUUGGAGAGUAACCGGUAGUUUCAUCGGAGGGUUUUUAAUCUGUUUCGGCAGGUAAAUUAUUUGACUUCCGUGCAUACCACUUGUACUUUGUCGUUGUUAUUAUUAUUAGUUAUAGUGGUAGUGGUAGAAGUAGUAGUAGUCGUAGUCGUUGUAGUGGAAGUAGUAGUGGUAGUAGUACUAGCAGUAGUAGAUGUCAUAGUAGUUGUAAAUGUUUUCAUUGACGUGCAUACCACUUUUACUUUGUUGUUGUUGUUAUUAUCAUCAUCAUUAUUAUUAUUAUUAUUAUUAUUAUUAUUAUUAUUGUUGUUGUUGUUGUUGUUGUUAUUAGUAGUAGUGGUAGUAGUAGUAAAUUAUCCGCAACAUUAUUUGUUGCGCAGUAGGAGUCGUAGAAGUAGUUGUUAUUAUUAUCAUUAUUAUUGUUGUUGUUGUUGUUAUGAUUAUUAUCUAUUAUUACACAAAAGUCCUACUUUUAGAGUUUUGAUACAGUUAUAACUCCGUGUCGUCGGUCAUUUGUUUCAGGUUAAUGAAUUCCCAUGCAGCAGAAAGACAGUGAAGGGCUCAUAAUGCAUCUUAACCAUAGACUGUAUAUAGAAUGGACAGAGUCUGCCUCCUGGCUGGGUGAAGCCACUCUAAGAACAGCACCCUCUGAUGGUGGGCUGCAGUACAGAUCAUAAAUCCCGCCUCCACCAGCAAAGCUAAUGGGGCUGUGGACCAACUUUAGAAAUUUAUUACACAGAACAUAAUUUUUUCUCCCCCCUGCUUGUGAUGUUGACAUGUAGUUACUGUAAGACUGGUUUGUGCUCAAGUCCUCUUUUUUUCUGUGAAGCUCUGUUUUUAAAAGUUAUUAGGGGGUUCAUGUUUUCUAUGAUUGACACCUGAUACAGCCAAUGGGCGUUCAGGGAUUGCAUAGCUCUCCCGGGGGAUACGCUGUUUGUGCCGAGCGUCAUCACAGUGACUCUCGGCAACUGCGCGGCCGAAUGCGCGCUGGUUUCAGGAAAUGAAGAAAAAUCCCAGAAAUACUUUUUGGCUUCAAAUCGGUAUACAGGCGGGAGGUGGAACCAAGUUGUCCACUUGUGACGCUCUCUCAUGGUCUUGAAUCAGUUUCUCUCAGCUGUCCUCUUAAAGCUUGAAACUCAUGCUCUAUUUUCAACUGCAUUUUUUUCCCUUCCACUCAACGUCCCUCACAGCCUUUUCAGGAUUGACCCUCUGUGUUUUACAGUCUCUUUAAAGGAUGUCAUUGAUUGUCUUCUGGACAUGUUGAAAAUCAGAAGUCCUUCCCAUGAUUGUGGUUGUUUGUAUAGAACUGAACCACCACUCGUUUUGAUUUGAAUGAGUCCAUAAAAUCAGAUAAAUUUGUAGAACUUGUAGAUUAGCUGAACAAGUGCUGAUCUUACCACAAAAGUGAAACCUGUCUUUAAGUUGUUAUUGGUAGUCGUCACUGGCACAUACUGGAUAAGCACUGCUGUCUCAUCCCCUCAGCGGCUCAGAUAUUGUGAGUCACAUCCUGAAUCACUUGUUCAAGAGAAUCUAAACAGGGGCAGGAUUUUCACAAAAAAAUCAUGCCUUUUUAAAUGUCAAACUGACAACAGAAUAAGCCCUGAUCUUGGGAGAUGAAGGUUACAGUUAGCUUAGAUAGAUUAAAUCUACUUUUAGUCAUUGAUAGUGGUCAUUGUCAGGUAUUAAGGCUGAGCACUGGUGUUUCACACCCUCAGCGUUGAAGUGAGGCUGGCUAAUGUGAGUAACCUGUUUUGCUUUCUCAGGGAAAAUGAAAAACGGGCAGGAUUUUGACAAAAGCCAGCCUUGAAUAGAAGCUACAGACACUCUGCCCUCUCCCCUCAUGCUUACAAACAGCCUCUCUUUUUCGUAUAUAAAGGGGUACCUCAAGGGUCAAUGCUUGGUCCCCUCUUUUUUUCUCUAUGCACCAUCUCACUUGGUGCAACUUUCCACUCUUAUGUUUUAUCAUAUCACUGUUAUGCAGAUGAUACCCAGCUCUUCAUCUUGUUCCCAUCAGAUGACGUAUUUGUCUUAGUCUGGAUCACAUCAUGCCUCACAGUGAUAUGUCUAAAAGCAUGAAGGAACACCAUCUUAAGCUCAACCUGACCAAAUCUGAGCUUCUUGUCAUCUCAGCCAAUUCCUCCAUACAAUCAUGAAUCGAUAUCCAGCAUAGCUCAACCAAACUCUGGCCCACUUACUCUACCAGAAAUCUUGGUGUAAUGAUUGAUGUUCAGCCAACCCUAAAGUUUCACGUCAGUUCCCUUCUAUAACAUCAGGGGGAUCAGCCCCUACCUCACAGGGCAUGCAACACAGCUCCUGGUACAGGCUCUUGUAAUAUCAGGCAUCACCCACUGCAACUCCUUACUGGCAAGCCUCUCUGCGUGCACCUUGAACCCUCCACAGAUGAUCCAGAAAGCAGCAGCCAAGAAUGACUUAUCUAACCACAUUUGAUCUUGAGCAAGUUUUUGACUCAGGGUCAGUCUUGAUUACUCAAAAAUCGAACACUUGCCUUGUAUGCUAUUUCGACUUUUUGUAUUUCUGGAAUGGUGAGAUUACUGCAAGAUGUUUAAUGGAAUUUUUACACUUGUUUUUAUGGACAGAAAAAACACUGAGGAGACAGCAUGUGCAAAACAUAUGUCCUGAUGACUGAAGGGAAGGUUGUGACAAUCCGGUCCUUCGAAAGAGGAGAGAUGAAGAUGUGUGCCAUUGACUCUCCAGAUUCCACACACAACGGUAAAACCUGAAUAUGCAUGGACACCCAUCUGGGGCUGUUGAUCUUAAUUUCUUCUCCAGAGCAGGAAUCUUUAAUUGUAUAGCAGUUAUUGAGAAAAAAUACAGCGAUUCAAUUGUAAGAAAGUUAUUUUGCUUUUGUCUUUAGAUCAUGUGGUCCAGAUCCAUAAACGUACAAGUAACAACAAACAGCAGAUGGCUUUCUGUUUCCCCUGGAGAGGAAACUCCUAUUGUAUAAAGGUGGUUGACAAAUGCCUGAAGGUUAGUAUGACCUUACUGAUAUAUGUAUAUAUAUAUAUAUAUAUAUAUAUAUAUAUAUAUAUAUAUUUUUUUUUUUUUUUUGUGUGUGUGUAUGUAUGUAUGUAUUGGAGACAUACUGGCCCUCAUUCAUCAAUCUUGCGCAGAACUGAGCGCUGAUCUGAGCACAGGAUUCAUCGCACAAUAGGACACGCGUGAGAUUUAUGAAAGGGUUCGUAUCUGACCAAUCCCAGCGUACGUAUGGUCAGGUCUUGAUAAAUGCGGUGACUGAAAUCGAUCGUCAUUAACAUGUUCACGCUGUUAAAUAUUCGUGGUUCAGAAGCCUCGCCCACUGAGGUCAAACAUGCAAGAGAAGAAAUAUUAGAAAGAUGUGAAACUUUUCCGAGCUGAAAGUGGAUAUCCUCGUGUCUGUGAUGGAAACUAACAAGGAUUUUCUCUUUGGAAGCAUCAAAACUGGUAUCAAAGCAGUCCAGAAAACUCCUGUCUGGAGCAGGAUUAUGGUGGCGCUGAACAGCGCUGCCGCGGAAUAGUGGACAGUGGCUGAAGUUUGAAUUAAUCAUUAGUCAAUAAAUUGCUCAUGAUGAUAAAUCAAUAUCUCAUACAUGCCUCAUAUUUGUUUAUUGCUAUGACAUAGAGUACGUUGCUCCUAUUAUUGAAAGUAUUUAGUUUUAACUUGUUUUGUCUUUGUAAUGUAGAGCAGACUGGAGAGUCUGACAGAGGCUGAACAAAAAUAAUUAUUAACGUCACCAAAUGGUGUGUUGCUGCCCCUGAGGCACAUUUUUAUGGAUUUCUAUUGGAUUUUUAUCACUGAUUAAAUAGCAUGAGCACUUUCUAAACUUAUACUUUACAUAUCAGAAUCCAUCGAUAAGGUCCUGUCUCCUCUGUACAGCACCAUUGUGGAGUCUCUCCUCAUUAUUGUUCUCUGGGCAUCGGGUCCUCACGUUGCACCGGCACAGCCAACGCAAUGUUAAAACGGCACUCCUGCUCUGUGGCAGUGUUUCUGGGCAGAGUUAUCAAAUAGGCCUAUACACCAAGGACAUAACAAAUUUAUUUUAUUUUAUUUACGUCUUAAUCUUUAAUGAAAUCUGGCUGAUUGUGCUUAAUGACAGGUUUGAGGUUUGUAUAUCAAUUAUUUUGACACAGACAUUUGCUGCACAGCAAAUCCACACUGACCCAAACUUGGGUACAUGAUGUCAGACCUGUCGUGAGAUUUGGUCGUAGCGUACGCUCACGUGCAGAUUGAUAAAUGCCGAUCCUCCCGCCAAAAUUGUCGCACGCAAGGUGUAUGCAAGUUUUCUACCUUACGCAAGCUUGAUAAAUGAGGGCCACUGUGUAUGUGUGUUCACCCUCAGUAUGAACCAGGCACAGAUAAGUAAAACAUUUUUAAAAAGAAAGCAAAUAUAAGUAAAAUUCAGGAAUCGUAAAGGUCUCAUCAGAGGUUUCCACUCUAUACAAAGCCCUCACAUGCUUUUUAACUGAAAAUGCAUUUCUUUGAUUUUUUAACCCUAAAAAUGUCAUUGUGUUAUGUGUGUUCACAGGUUGAGAUGGCUAAUUACACCCCGGACAAAAUAUCUGAUAACCAGUGGUUCGUAAUGCAAAAUGAUGGGGAUGGAGAUAAUUACAGCCUGUCCCCUUUGGUGGCUCCCAGAUGUUGCCUUGCAGUGCUCGCUGAAAAGCCAUACACUUUCAUUCUGAGUGACAACCGUUCGGACUCUGUUCAGGUCACAGCCGAAACGAUUGAAGGUGUGGUUCCUGUUUCACAUUUUUAUCAGUUUCUUCACAGCAGUGCUAAAAAUAUGCCAUACAUGUCUGAAUCCACAUAGGGUCUGCCCAAGAUGUUUGAAAAACACAUGACAAAAGAUGAAGUUUCAGCUUCACUUCAUGCUUUUAGCCCAGCUUUAUUGACAAACCAGCUUCUUGAAAAAAUUGCGUAAUUUCUCUGUUGAUGGUUUGAAUGCUGUUAAAUGGUGAUGUCCAGCUGAUCAGGUCCAAGCUCUUUAACACUCAGCUUCUCCCGCAUAGAUCUCCAUCAAACAGCAAUAUUUUUUGCAGCUUAACAGGGUUUUCUUUCUGGAGCCAGAGCUGAUGUAAUGAGAUGUCUAAAGUUGGUCCAAUUGCACUCUCACUAAAUCACAACACUCUAGUUCAUCCUCUCCUUCCUUCUGUGCUUCUCCUUUUCCUCCCAACCAUUGUGUAAGUUCAUAUUGUGCCUUAAGUCCUGGUUAUUCAGAAACUGACCCUUGAAUUUUUUGUCUUUUUUGUUUGCUCUGCAGGUGUCAAUCCCCAAUCCAACUGCUCCUUCUGAAAUAUAAGUCAAAAUCCUCAUGAUCCCCCCUGCACCCUGUACUUCCAGAUGUGCAACCAGCUUUGGGGCAAUGGAUAAGCAAAGUUAUUUUGAAAAAUAAUCUAGCUUUGGGUGAUAUCAUCUGGCAAAUUCUUAUUGGAGAGGUACUCUGUCUACUAGAGAAUAGUUAAGGAACUUAACAAUAAGGACGUUGGAAUAAGCACAGCAGGGGUCAACCUCUAAAUUUGAAUCCACUCAUUAAACAUUAUACACUAAAGUUCACUCAGUGUAGUAAUAUGAAGCUGCCCUUUUCUCUGAGCCUCUCUUGCUACUGAGCGACAUUGAAUCUGUCGUUCAAACUUUAUAACCAAGUUAACUUCAGACUCCUCCUCAGUCUUACAAGACAAUUUAUAAUUGUUUCCGAAGGCUUGAUGAGUAGUAAAUCAGUAAAUUCACAUGUAGCUAACAUCAUAACAAUAAGCGUAACAUUGCUAUUAACAGCCAACUUUAAGCAUUAUCCAGCUCAUAUAGUCAAAAUUCAACUAGACAUUUUGAUUUAAGCUAACAUUUGUCUACAUGAACAGGAGUUCUGCUGGAAUAUUUGCUCUCAAAUCUGUUCAACUGUGCCACAAGGUUUCUACAUUCAGAAUGCAAACAUUUUUCUCACAGUGUCAACAGGCAGGGGUGAAAUGUGCCAGACUAUUAUCCAUGGGUUGAUUUAUGAGCAGGUUGUCUCUGCCGUGGCAUUAACUCUUCAGAAUAAAAAAUCACUGCUAUAGAGUUUUGACUAAUCAGAAUCAAGUAUUAGUACCCACAGCCAGGUAAUGAGUAAGAAAGAGUGGUGAAAAGGGUGCCCUGUAAUGUGAAGAGAUUCUCAGAUGUUUUUAUAUAUUGGUAUUUUAGGGGGUUGGGCAUUUUAUUACUGUAUGUCUGGGACCACUGACUAUAAGAGGAUGACAAACACAUUCUCACUUUCUCACUCUGUACAAAAGUGAAGCCAGAAUACUCCCUGUGAUGAUUACACUAUUUAAAGCCAGAGGCAGUUGACCUGAGGUACUCGUGUCUUUAAAUUUAUCAUUUGACCAACCGAUAAAACAACAGCUCCUGCAGGUUCCCACUUCAAUGGUGUUAAUGCUUGUGAUCAUUAUAUCUUCUACUCUGUUCUUCACAGCAUACACAGCACCCCAGAGCUGAAAACAAUGGUGUUUCUCCCUUGCAUUGAAUAAAAAAAUAAAACAAGGCCUCCCAGAGAACUAAACACUUGGUUAUAAAUCUUCAAGGUAAUAACCAAAUUUUAUUACAACAAAACACAUUUUGAUUUUACUUCAUAGUCUGACUCAUAUCACAUGUGUUCAUAUUAGGGCAUGCUUUACGACCUUUGCUUCAGCUAGCCCGCCAGCAGGGGACUCAAGUGUUUUGGCUUCACUUUUAGAAAACUGUGUUGCUGUCCAACCUUUUUAUACAGUCUAUUUAUUGUGACUCAUUUGAAUGUUUACUGCAAGUCUGUGAAGAAGAUAAAUGUUUUCCAUAUGCUAUAUGAAAGCUGUUUGCAAGCAAUGAUCAUCCACUUCACUGAUUGGCUGGCAUUAUAACCAGAGAAGCUGAAUCAAGACCUUACAUUAACUAAGAGGCUGUUAGGCCCUUCCCUGUAUACCAGCAUUGAUAAUAACCAUGCUUUUUUAUGUUGAUAUUAUGCUAUAAACAAGUAUAAGGUUGUACUGUGAGUUUGUAUUUAGUCCUUUUCGCUGGUUGCUACACAUCAUAAAAUGGAGAUGUGGAAGAACAAGCAGCUGCUAGCGAGCUAGCUGUAGUAGCCUUUUCAAAGGUGAUAGGCACUUUUAGAAACUGGUAUCACCAUUAGGAGCUUGUGCUUCUUUUGGGAGCCAAUAAAUAAAAAAAAUCAUACUUUUUUAUUCACAUCUGUAACUAAGGUUAUUCAAUCAGCAGCAGCAUUUAUGCAGUUCUAACACACACAUAUAAUUUAGACAGUGCCUGGUAACUGCUUCCUUCAUCAACACUCAAGAGAUUUAAUAUUUGCAAGAGCACAGUAUUCUUAGGUUGAAUGUAUGCCAAUGGUCACUUGAUAUCGCUGUCUGAUUUGUGAUGCUGGUGGAAAAGGAAAACUUUUGAUGUAUCUAUGUAUGUAUUUUUGUCAUUGUCAUAUAUUUUUAUUCUCACACUGUAACCACAUUUGAAAUAAACAUGUUACCUGAGUCUUGGUUUGGUGCCUCUGCCACAAUGGUCAUGUUUCAGACUAUUCGAGAACUAUGGAGUCAAUCUUCAAGUCUUUCUACUUACUGUCAGUUUUUCUGUUAUCAGUAUGUGCAGGAAAGUUCAAAAGUGAGACAAAGUGAUAGAAAAGUCAUCGAUUUAUGUCCCAAACCUGCAGCUACUUCUGCAACGCCAACAUCAAUGUUUUUCUUGGAACAUAUAAAGCAUUCCUUCUCAGGUCUCCACCUGCCAGGUUAGGGUCCUAUCAGUCAUUGCUUUAAGGAUUUUCUAUGUGAGCUGUAUUUUUCUUUCUGGGAGUCAAAGGGGAUAUACCUCACAGUGACAACAACGAGGAACACAACUACAUUACUGAGUUAUAAGGAAGGAAAAAGGAAGAGUGUAUUAGGAUGAUAACCCAACCCGGGCUUGGUUGUCAUACAAGCUACUGUAUGUUUUUGGCCUUAGCUAAGUUUGUCUUUGUUUUAACUUCCUUUGUCUCUUAUGUGGAAAAGGUUUUACCUUUUUUGAAGUCCUCUGUUUGUCCAUCAUGGUGUACUACUCAGCUUUCUAGCAAUGCAUUCAUGCUAUUCAACUUUUGGCUUAAAGCCCACAAUACAAACACUUGAGCAUGCAAACUUAGCUAUACACAUGGAAGAGAGAAUCGAUCCCCACCUGCAUUGUCCAGAUCUGUUUGUCUAAAUGUGAGGAGUUCGAUUUAGCAUGAUUUAAGUCAGAAUAAUGUGUUAACAUGUUUUAAAGGUCAAGUUUUAGCCAGACUAAUGCAACAUAUACAUCUUUUAAUAACAUGUAAUAAGAUUGAGUAAACAAAAGAGGACCCAAGAUUGACCUCUGGGCUACCCCACAUAAUGGAGAAGCACGAGAGGAGGAUAUGUAUAAAUGCUGUUGAUUCGUUUUUUUGUUUUGUUUUGUUUGUUUUGUUUUGUUUGUUUUACAUAAGUUAAGCAGUGUCUCACAUACAAAGAUGUGACAAGGACUCCAAUUACCAAGUAACUGUCCUGAAAGUCAUUGGCCUGUUUUCUAUGAAACAACUGAGGUCAAAGAAGAGCAACUGCACCUGAGUAUAGACCCUGGCAACCAUUUGGUUCUCCGAAAGGGGUGCCUCGUGCUGAAAGUUCCUGGAACUUUUUGUCCAAAAGCACCCCAAAAUCCACUGUAUGUAAUACAAUUACUUUUGAUAAGUAACUCAAAUAUAAAUCUAUCUAUCUAUCUAUCUAUCUAUCUAUCUAUCUAUCUAUCUAUCUAUCUAUCUAUCUAUCUAUCUAUCUAUCUAUCUAUCUACAGUAUAUCCCUUAAAAAUUGGUGCAGUGUUGUAUCCAGUUAUGCAGAUAUAUGUACACUUUAAUUAUUACUUCUUCUUUAAGAUAUUAUGGUUUUGUUUAUACUUUUAUAUACAGUAGCUUUUGUAGUAGAAUCUCUUCAUACAUUUGGGUUAAGAAAUAUAGAGUAAUUAUCUUUUAGUAAGAAGCUACAAAUAAUCUAGGUUGGCCUACUCCUGCAGCCUCAUGACCCUGAGAUUGUAAGCAAGGCUGUCUUGCAGGAGCCCGAACUAUCUGUCUGUUGGAUCAUUUAAUCUCUGCAAGGGUCAAGACGAGCCUAAACAAAGUGUCGUGGGGCAGACAUGCCAUUGUGAGGAGCCUCCUGGAGAAUUGACAGACACACACACACACACACGCACUCACUCACGCACACACACACACACACACACACACACACACACACACACACACACACACACUUGAAAGCAUAAAAGGGAGUAGAAGAAAAGCUAGGGAGCUAAAAGCUAGAGGCUUCCCUUGGUCUUGGUCGAGACUCUGUCGUUUGUGCUGAUUUCUACAUCUGUACAAUAAAAGACGCCCAGGCUGUUCUUCAGAUCUCAUCCUGUCUCCUGUGCAUUGUUUUACUGAGUUUAUGCUGAAUUUUGAAAUUUCAUUUCAAAAAGGUCAGUCUUGUCGCUGAUGUCCUUGUUUGCUCCUUUACAUCAUAAAAAGGCAUCAACUUUAGUUUCAGUCUGUAAGAAAAAUGUCCACAAACUCCUCACAGGAGCUUUUCACAAACUUAGAUAUGUUGGAAGAGCAUCCAGUGGACUUUUUCUUCUAUUCUAUGGAGUAGAGGGUCUUCCAGAGAGAACUUUUUAACAUUUUAAAUGCAGGAAGACCAUCCAGAGAGCCCUUUUAAAGGUUUUAUUUGCCGGUAAGGUAUUCAGAUGGACCUUGUGUAUUCAGUACGCAAGAAGACAAUCCAGAGAUGAAUUUUUACAUUUUGCAAAUGGGAAAGGCGUCCGGUGGGCACUUCUUAUAUUAUACCCAUCACAAGAAAAUCAAGGGAACACUUUCCCUUGUGCUCUAAAUGCUGGAAGCUCAUACAGAGGGCACUUUUACCAUUUUAAGAUGCUGUGAGGGCAUUCAGGGGACACUUACCCACAUAUUUCUAACAGAAAUGGCACUUUUAUUUUUGUUCUGUAUGCUGUAAAGGCUCUCUCUUUAUUUCAUUAUGCUCUCUAGUGUUGGGUAAGCUGCAAAGCUAAAUUGCCCCUCAGAACUAAAUAAAAUUGUUUACAUUAAAUUGAAUCGGCUAAACUGUUGCACAUUAAUGGCACGAGGAGCCAUAACGACUUUCACCCAAAAGGCAGAAGACCAAUCCGGAAACGGCAUCAUAUGUUUUUGUCUUUGCAUCUUGCUGAAUUAAAGUUCACUCAGCCUUGUCUGUUUUUAAGUCUGCACCCGUUUAUGACUCAAGCUUUAUUAAGUGUCUGAUUGUUAUCACAGACUUCUUCUAAGCUUUGGCACCGGACCACAUUCUUGGAGCUGUCAACGUUCACGUCAAACCUGUGGGUCUGUCUUUAAAAAGGGGCCCAGGACCUCUCUAACAGUUCACACGAACGCUGCUGCAGGGUAACGCGCAAACACAGGUUCAACUUGACAGCCUCUCAAGACUCGAUUUUUGCGGGUAAGUGACUAAUGCUUAUUUCUAAACAUGUAUAACUGCACAGAUAUUACUCUUCCAUGACAUCUCAUCCAUCUGCAUGUGUGUAAUGCUUCAUUCUGUGGUUACUGCAGUCUGCAGGAGUAGUUUUCAGAGUCACGGUACUUUAAGAUACAGUAAAGUGGUUGUGAAUGUGUGCGUCUGCAUGUCCUACUUAGGACUUAGGAUCAGGGUGUAAAUCCUGCACUUGUACUUUGUUUUUAUUAUUAUUAUUAUUAUUGUUAUUAUUAUUAUUAUUAUUAUUAUUAUUAGUAGUAGUAGUAAUAGUAUUAGUAGUAGUUGUAGUAGUAGUAGUAGUGGUUGUAGUACGAACAGUAGAAGAGGUCAUAGUAGUAGUAAAUUUUAUCAUUGACUUCCGUGCAUACCACUUGUGCUUUGUUGUCUCAUAAAAUAGAAUAAUAAACAACAGAGAAUAUGUGAGGGUCAAGGCGACAUUGUUGCAUCAAACGAGCUCCUCCUGAUAGGAGCAGAUCCUCCUCAUUACUUCCCACGAUUCACAGUGGAGGAUACAUCACCCACACACACACCUGCUGAUAGGAGAAACAAGGUCACAGAAAAAUGAAGAAACACUCAUGUGCUGUGUAAUAAAGCUAUUGGAGAGAGAAGUUAGAAAACACUCUUAUAUGAUGUGUAACAAGAGGUCAAAACAGUUCAUACUUGUAGUAAACUCUUACAUAAGAAUAUGAGUAAAAAUGAUAACUUCUAUAUACAUUUAUGCACAUUAUUCUAACAGUCAUUGAUUGUCUUCUGGACAUGAUUGUGAUUGUUUGUAUAGAACUGAACCACCACUCGUUUUAAAAUGAAUCCAUGAAAAGAGUCCAUAAAAUCAGAUAAGUUUGUAGAACUUGUAGAUUAGCUGAACAAGUGCUGAUCUUACCACAAAAGUGAAACCUGUCUUUAAGUUGUUAUUAGCAGUCGUCACUGGCACAUACUGGAUAAGCACAGCUGUCUCAUCCCCUCAGCGGCUCAGAUACUGUGAGUCGCAUCCUCAAUCACUUGUUCAAGAGAAUUUAAACAGGGGCAGGAUUUUCACACACAAAAAAAUCAUGCCUGAAGAGAGUUUAAAUGUCAAACUGACUACAGAAUAAGCCCUGAUCUUGGGAGAUGAAGGUUACAGUUAGCUUAGAUAGAUUAAAUCUACUUUUAGUCAUUGAUAGUGGUCAUUGUCAGGUAUUAAGGCUGAGCACUGGUGUUUCACACCCUCAGCGUUGAAGUGAGGUCAGCCUCUCUGUCCCUGGCUCACUGAAGUCACCAAAGAGCAAGAGGGCAUGGCUUUGGGCAGCAGAAGGAAGUGGUGUAAAUCUAGAGAGUUUUCCUGUUUGAAUGAUCAUCAAUGAAAACUUUCAUUAUUCACCUCCAGUUAAAAAACUGCUAGUUAAACAUUUUAGCAAAAACUGUUUUUAGUGUUUAAUGGCGUGUUCACACCACCCUUGUUUAGUCCGGUUAAACCGAACCCUGGAGCGUUUACCCCCUUGGUGCGGUUCAUUUGGGUCAGUGUGAAUGCUGACCUCGAACUCUGGUGCGGACCAAAUAAACGAACUCUGGUCUGCCUGAAGAGGUGGUCUUGGACUGCUGUCAACUGAACUCUGGAGCGGUUCAUUUCUUCAUUUCUGGUGUGAACGUCAUCCACACCAAUCACAGGAAACGCACCUAGGCUAGGCUAUUUGUAAUGCUGGUUUUGAAAUAAAUGUUUUCCGCUCUCCUCACUUGUCCCGAUUGACACCAGAGAGAAAACGCAUUGUGGUAGACUCUCAUUAAUUCCUGUCGCCAUCUCGUCUUUAUCCGUCUGUUGUUUGCAGCACAUCUACUCCGGAAUGUAUUAAUUAAUGCAACAGUUUGCGCUCGCUGGCUAACGAGGCGUUCAUACGCGCGAUCGGCUAGUGUCUUUUGAUAUGCACUCCAAAUGAGUAGUAAAAGCAAAAUCAGCCUACGAUACUCCAUGACAGGCAAAGACAGCAGAGCGGGGUUUAUAUUCCCACAUAAACUAAUAACCAAUAGCCGAACGAUAUUCGCGGUCACGUGACUUCGUUUUCGUUUUCUAGAGCGAUUGAGUUUGUCCUUUGUGAACACAAACCAGACCAGUUAAACAAUCAAAACAAAUGUAUCGUCUUGCCUUGGAUUCAAAUCAGGAAAUUGACCUUUUGGUGUGAACACGACCUAAUUCUCUCCUCUUUCCACAAACUCCUAACACCUCCACAUGUUUGCCUCACACUUCACCAAGAAGAUGUUUACCAUCAGUAAUAAAUUCUCUGAACCUGACCAGCUUACUUUGCUUUUACUCACCAUCUCACUUGGUGCAACUUUCCACUCUUAUGUUUUAUCAUAUCACUGUUAUGCAGAUGAUACCCAGCUCUUCAUCUUGUUCCCAUCAAAUGACACAUUUGUCUUAGUCUGGAUCACAUCAUGCCUCACAGUGAUAUUUCUAAAAGCAUGAAGGAACACCAUCUUAAGCUCAACCUGACCAAAUCUGAGCUUCUUGUCAUCUCAGCCAAUUCCUCCAUACAAUCAUGAAUCGAUAUCCAGCAUAGCUCAACCAAACUCUGGCCCACUUACUCUACCAGAAAUCUUGGUGUAAUGAUUGAUGUUCAGCCAACCCUAAAGUUUCACGUCAGUUCCCUUCUAUAACAUCAGGGGGAUCAGCCCCUACCUCACAGGGCAUGCAACACAGCUCCUGGCACAGGCUCUUGUAAUAUCAGGCAUCACCCACUGCAACUCCUUACUGGCAAGCCUCUCUGCGUGCACCUUGAACCCUCCACAGAUGAUCCAGAAAGCAGCAGCCCAGAAUGACUUAUCUAACCACAUUUGAUCUUGAGCAAGGUUUUGACUCAGAGUCAGUCUUGAUUACUCAAAAAUCGAACACUUGCCUUGUAUGCUAUUUUAACUUUUUGUAUUUCUGGAAUGGUGAGAUUACUGCAAGAUGUUUAAUGUAAUUUUACUCUUGUUUUUAUGGACAGAAAAAACAAAACAGCAUGUACAAAACAUAUGUCCUACAAACGGCUGAAGGGAAGGUUGUGACAAUCCGGUCCUUCGAAAGAGGAGAGAUGAAGAUGUGUGCCAUUGACCCUUCAGAUUUCACACUCAAAGGUAAAACCUGAAUAUGCAUGGACACCCAUCUGGGGCUGUUGAUCUUAAUUUCUUCUCCAGAGCAGGAAUCUUUAAUUGUAUAGCAGUUAUUGAGAAAAAAUACAGAGAUUCAAUUGUAUGAAAGUUAUUUUGCUUUUGUCUUUAGAUCAUGAGGUCCAGAUCCAUAAACGUACAAGUAGCAACAAACAGCAGAUGGCUUUCUGUUUCCCCUGGAGAGGAAACUCCUAUUGUAUAAAGGUGGUUGACAAACACCUGAAGGUUAGUAUGACCCUACUGAUAUAAUAUAUAUAUAUAUAUAUAUAUAUAUAUAUAUGUAUAGGAGACAUAUUGUGUGUGUGUGUUUGCCCUCAGUAUGAACCAGGCACAGAAAAGUAAAAAAAUUUAAAAAAGAAAGCAAAUAUAAGUAAAAUUCAGGAAUCGUAAUACAAAGCCCUCACAUACUUUUUAACUGAAAAUGCAUUUCUUUGAUUUCUUAAACCCUAAAAAUGUCAUUGUGUUAUGUGUGUUCACAGGUUGAGAUGGCUAACACCCCGGACAAAAUAUCUGAUAACCAGUGGUUCGUAAUGCAAAAUGAUGGGGAUGGAGAUAAUUACAGCCUGUCCCCUUUGGUGGCUCCCAGAUGUUGCCUUGCAGUGCUCGCUGAAAUGCCAUACACUUUCAUUCUGAGUGACAACCGUUCGGACGCUGUUCAGGUCACUAUUUCACAUUUUUAUCAGUUUCUUCAAAGCAGUGCUAAAAAUAUGCCAUACCUGUCUGAAUCCACAUAGGGUCUGCCCAAGAUGUUUGAAAAACACAUGACAAAAGAUGAAGUUUCAGCUUCACCUCAUGCUUUUAGCCCAGCUUUAUUGCCAAACCAGCUUCUUGAAAAAAUUGCGUAAUUUCUCUGUUGAUGGUUUGAAUGCUGUUAAAUGGUGAUGUCCAGCUGAUCAGGUCCAAGCUCUUUAACACUCAGCUUCUCCCGCAUAGAUCUCCAUCAAACAGCAACAUUUUUUGCAGCUUAACAGGGUUUUCUUUCUGGAGCCAGAGCUGAUGUAAUGAGAUGUCUAAAGUUGGUCCAACUGCACUCUUACUAAAUCUUUACACUCUAGUUCAUCCUCUCCUUCCUUCUGUGCUUCUCCUUUUCCUCCCAACCAUUGUGUAAGUUCAUAUUGUGCCUUAAGUCCUUGUUAUUCAGAAACUGACCCUUGAAUUUUUUGUCUUUUUUGUUUGCUCUGCAGGUAUCAAUCCCCACUCCAACUGCUCCUUCUGAAAUAUAAGUCAAAAUCCUCAUGAUGCCACCCGGAACCCUGUACUUCCAGAUGUGCAACCAGCUUUGGGGCAAUGGAUAAGCAAAGAUAUUUUGAAAAAUAAUCUAGCAUUGGGUGAUAUCAUCUGGCAAAUUCUUAUUGGAGAGGUACUCUGUCUACUGGAGAAUAGUUAAGGAACUUAAUAAUAAGGACGUUGGAAUAAGCACAGCAGGGGUCAACCUCUAAAUUUGAACCCACUCAUUAAACACUAGACACUAAAGUUCACUCAGUGUAGUAAUAUGAAGCUGCCCUUUUCUCUGAGCCUCUCUUGCUACUGAGCGACAUUGAAUCUAUCUUUUAAACUUUAUAACCAAGUUAACUUCAGACUCCUCCUCAGUCUUACAAGACAAUUUAUAAUUGUUUCCAAAGACUUGAUGAGUAGUAAAUCAGUAAAUUCACAUGUAGCUAACAUCAUAACAAUAAGCGUAACAUUGCUAUUAACAGCCAACUUUAAGCAUUAUCCAGCUCAUAUAGUCAAAAUUCAACAAGACAUUUUGAUUUAAGCUAACAUUUGUCUACAUGAACAGAAGUUCUGCUGGAAUAUUUGCUCUCAAAUCUGUUCAACUGUGCCACAAGGUUUCUACAUUCAGAAUGCAAACAUUUAUGCAGAGAAGCAUUUAUGCAGUUCUAACACACACAUAUAAUUUAGACAGUGCCUGGUAACUGCUUCCUUCAUCAACACUCAAGAGAUUUAAUAUUUGCAAGAGCACAGUAUUCUUAGGUUGAAUGUAUGCCAAUGGUCACUUGAUAUCUCUGUCUGACUUGUGAUGCUGGUGGAAAAGGAAAACUUUUGAUGUAUCUAUGUAUGUAUUUUCGUCAUUUAUUCUCACACUGUAACCACAUUUGAAAUAAACAUGUUAC
Xyrichtys novacula (pearly razorfish) is the source of this 16308-nucleotide messenger RNA. The record is from the annotation of a GenBank genome assembly. NCBI's taxonomy places the organism in Eukaryota, Metazoa, Chordata, Actinopteri, Labriformes, Labridae.